Messenger RNA from Anopheles merus, 8120 nucleotides. RefSeq lists its product as uncharacterized. The record is from RefSeq and is a predicted model, not a curated record. The coding region runs from base 1372 to 5523 and encodes 1383 amino acids. Gene Ontology annotation, molecular function: phosphotyrosine residue binding. The transcript has 11 exons. Lineage: Eukaryota; Metazoa; Arthropoda; Insecta; Diptera; Culicidae.
CCCUCGUGAGCCGUACCUGUGUCCUGUAUGGUGGCCCCGUGGUUGUUGUUUUUUGUUGUGUGUGCACCGUGUAUUUGUUUUGCCAACAACCCUUCCUGUAACAACUCGGGUUGCAGUACUCCAUUUGGAGCAUUCAGUGUUUGCCAUUCGGGGUAAAGUUCCUGAAAAAACCGGAAGUAUUGCUAUGUAAGGAGUGUUAUUCGUGGUGUGACAAGCAUAUGGAUGUGGGUAGAGUAGGCCAUGGAUAUUCUUUGGGCAGUUCACCACAGCCACCGAUCAACCGUACACAUCAACAUCAGAGAAAAAGAAGAGAGCGAGCGAGAGAGAGAGAGAGAGAGAGAGCCAAUUGGUACAAAGCAGUAAAGAAAGAGAGGGUAUUAAAAUCUUGAAAUCAAAUGUUCUUCCCCGACGGAUGACGGUGUUUGGAAAUUAGUGUUCGGAAUAGCGUGAGACAAAAAAACCGUGGGAACAAAAACCGCGGAUGAUGGAAAUGUGACUGCGUGUAUGCGUGUGCGUAUGUUGGUGUGUGUGUGUGUGUAUAUGUUGGUGUUCAAUGUGAACAGAUCGAAGCAACCUUCGUGGGAGAGAGCGGAUGUGCGAAAUGAGAUGUGUCAAAUUAGUGGGUGAAUAGUCCUCGCGGAAGCUGUUCCUUUUAUCGGGACGGGGAAUAUCAAGAAGGUUACGGGAUAUCUUGCCAAAAGCCGUUUUAUCACGUACAUCAGUAGAGAUGUAGGUUGUGUGUGAGGCCUUUUUUUUAACUUGGAAUAUAUCCCAAACUCCCGUAAAUGUUGUCCUUUGUUUGGAUCGGGAACAAUAGCACAGCAACACCCAGUCGCGUCUUCUGGUUUUGUGGGUCGCAUAAGGAAGGAAUCUAAGUUGCGAAUACACUGUGAUGGAGACACCUUGCAGGCAGAGUCAGGAGGGUGGCCCUGUCGCCCUGUCGCCCAUAUUGCGAGUCGUCAACCAGCGGGGUGGUUAAAGAAAGUGCGGAAGUGUGAACGUAUCCUCGCCGCUGGUGUGAUCCGCCGAGUGGAAAGUGUGGUUCGAGUGACAUGAGUGAGUGAUGUUGAAUGGAAAUUUUCACAAGCGAUUAGUGGUCGGAAAAGCUUUCGUGUGAAAAUCUUGAAGAAGAAUAGCUCGCUGUUUCCCUUUCUGUGGCCGCAGCGAGUGGUGAAAGGAUGUAUCUUACCACACUGCAAGUCGCACUUUACACCUGCUGAAGUGAGGUUCCUUUUUACUACGCCCCACGCCUUCUACGAUGGGCAUCGUCGUACAGUAGCGGCGCUUCGUCCCUGUGGGAAAUUCCUCCGUGUGUGUGUGUGUGUGUGUUUGUGUAUCGUAGGAAACAAUCCUCCGCGUGUCCAAGGAACGAUGGAGCGGGUUUGGCGUAAAGUCAAUCAGGGCCUCACUUUACGAUCCUCCUCAUCGAAGUCGGCGGCAACGGCCGGUGGUGGCGCAAGCGGUGGACCAAAUGCUGCGUCCCUCGUCACGGCUGGUCCCUCGGCCGGUCCUUCCGCCGGUGGACCGACGCAUCAUUCGACCGACACGACCAGUUCGGCCGGUUUCGGCGAGUCACAGGUGGUGGCCGUGCAAAGGCGCCGGUCGGUGGUGGCGCCGCAGGCGAGCACGGCCUCGUCCGAAAAGCGGCGACGCCGGCGGCGCCGCAGUCGCCCCAGCAGGGAAGGCGCAUCGCAAAGUGGCCACGGGUCGGGAGGCCACCACAAAGGACAUUCAUCUGGCGGCCGGCGGAGCAACAGCCAAUCGGUUACCAUCGCGCAACAGUCCAACGAACAAUCGCUCAGACAACGAGCCGUGGCACGGUUGAAGAUGUUCAACUUCAACCUCAACUGGGACCUGCACAUGACGCAGUGCAAACCGUGCGGGCCUAAGAGCAGCGGCAACAUUAUCACUCGCAGGCUGUGCCGCAAUCGGCGCGGCGAGGACAACGAACUCUACCGCUCGAACAGCUUCAAGUUCGAGCGGUUCGAACGCAAGGACCCGAUGGAAGCGGGCGCCAGGACAAUGCUGCGGAAACAGAUAUCCGUCUGUGAUGACUACAGCUUACCGAUUGACUUUGUAAAGAAACGACCGUCCAGUUUUGAUCCCUGCCUCGUACAGCAUAUACCAACCAAUUGGGCCUCCCCAAGUCCACAAUCAGAACACGUUUCAUUUCUAGAACCAUUGCUACUGCAGCAACCCUUGUCAGCGGUUCCGACCAUCGUCAGCAAUAACGUACCGGGCAGUGUAACGAUCGCAUCGUCCGGCAUUCCACCAGGUACCGGUACCAUCGGUCGUCCAUCACUCCCGCUCGUCCCAUCAGCUUCCGGUCCAUCGCUGUGCCCUAUCCCUGCACUACAGCCAGGUCCGGACGCAGCUACUACAGCAGCGGCCCAUACUGUCGCCAUCAAAACACUCGAAGAGAUCUUCGAUACCCGUCGGAGCUAUAAACCGGCCGGCAGGCAUCGCGCUAGAAGCCGCACAAGGCGUCCAGACAGUUGUUCGGAGGUGAAGUACAUCAAUCAAAACUUUAGUUCCGGUUCAUCGGCACCGAUAUCUUCUGAGGAGGAAGAUAACGACGAAGAGGAGGACGAGCUCAGCAAGAUACCGGAGCUGAACUCACCCGACAGCAUAUCGGACGAUCUCGUGCAAGCACUACCCUUGCGACAAAGCCCCAUCAAGACGACAGGUCCUGAUACAGCCAAACGGAACCCAUCGCCCUACUAUUAUUCCGACUUGCUGAAGAACAAACAGCGCGAAAGGGAAGGAACUGAACUAAUUCCAGCAGACACUGGACUGCCUGCGAAUCUUCCAACAGUACAGCAAACGCCCACAGCAGAAGCGGUCCGUCGUGAUCCUCCCGUCCGCUACAAAAAGAGCAGCAGCCUAGACACACCGGGCGCGGAGAAGGAAGUCCCGCUACCGAAGCGAUACUCCAUCACCGAGGAGGGCGUACGGAUCAUACGGUGCGACUCCCCAUCCACCACUACCUCGGACGAUUCGGACUGCUCCGAAUGUUGCAAGCGGCGGGCGUGGCAGGCGCAAGCGUUAGCGAUCACCCGGGCAACCUGUAACCUUGGGCCGCGCGUCGAUUCGAUGCCACCGCACCGUCUGCUCGGACCGGCGGCAGUCUGUGCCUGUGCAACGCCCCAGGCGUUCGGCGACGACGAUGACAACGAUGAUGAGCUGUUCCGUCCGCGCAGUAUCUUCUACGUGCACCAACCGGGCGCCGCCGACUGUGCUGACUGUGCACUAGGAGGGGCAGGUGAUCUGCAGAGUUCCACCCCGGCACAGGACGAGAUGGCGAACGUGCGCACGCGCCAAAUCUACGAGACGGCGUUCGAUUCGAAGAUAACGCGCUCGGACGACGAUCUCGAUGAGGUGGACCGGAUCACCAACCAGAGUGUGCUGCUGCAGCUGACGAAGAGUAACAGCAGUAGUGCGAGCAACAUGGUAACUGGGGGAGCACCGCCAGCGUCCCGCACUAAGCGGCUGGACACGAAGCGGACCAAACCCGCGAGCAGUAAAACGCCUUCCGGCGGUGGGCAGGACAUUGCAGGGGCUCAGCCAGUCUUGGAAGAAGCCAAGGCGGAUCAGCUGGCCCAGGAUCUGCAGGAGAAGCUGCAGCUCGACAAACAGAUGGACAAUAUAGCGAACGCCAACUCCACGUCUUCCUCUCAGCUGCCCCUGCGGGGUUAUACGCCGUCCCCGCCGUCGACGGCACCGCUGCCGAUGAAGUUCCCCGGGAAGCAUGAGCGGUUCUUUAUUAGCAGCAUCAAGAGUGCACCGAAUCUGCCCUCCUCCAAUGCGGGCGCUCAGCAUCCGAGGUUGAAGGAUCUGCGGUUGGACAUACAGAACGUGCGCAACAAUGACGGUGCGGGUGGGAGUAGCUGCGAUGGCAGCAUUGCCGAGGGGGCACCGUUUGGGCAUGGGAGUAAGGUGGGUGAACGGCCCCGUUCGACGCUCUGUCUCGAGCCGGAGCGGGUGCUGGAGUUGAAGCGAGGUCAUCGUGGUGCGUCCCAUCACCAUCAUGGUAAGCAGCAGCAGCAGCAGCAUCAGCGUGGACGUGGGAACUUUUCCUCCACGGAAAGUAUGGCUACUUCGAGUAGUGGCGGUAGCAUGGAGUCGUUAAAGUCGAGUACGAGCGAAGGGAACCGCAGUACGUCCAGUUCGGACUCGCGGCACUCUUCGUCGCUUAGUUCGCACAGUUCCGACUCGGGACCGUCGCUGGCGUUCCCGCUGAGGGUGCCGGUGGCCAUACACAACAAGCUGAACAUACUGAGUCCAAUCUCGGACAAGUCGUCUCAAGAGCCGGGCUCGGAGACGUCAGACAUUAACAACCGCAACAACAACUCGCAGAAGCAGUCGCCCGUCGAUGGUACUACGGGUGGUGGUACUGUUGCUGGUGGAGGAAGUGGUACGUUGAGCAAGAAAGAGGGAGAGGAGAGCGCUGGUGGUGGUGCCGUAGGUACGGAGGCUGUGAAAACGAACGUCACAAAGAGACGUUCGGCACCGAACAAGGCAUUGCUGUUAAUAACGGGUCCCGAAAUACAAGGCUCCGACAGUGGCAUCUCGCUACACUCCCGGGAGGAUCUAAAAUCCCGGACAAACUUUUUAAACGCCAGCCUUCAGCGGGCCUCCCUCGGCCAGGACAAGCAGAGCGACCAUGGCAAGGGACAGUCGGGACUGCCGCAGGACCUAAGCGAUCUGCCGUUCGAUAUGCCAAAGCUGCGAAGAAGAAGAGCACACCUGCAGCAGGAACCGUGCACAUCUGGCAGUGUCACGUCGGUGGACGUGGGUGAUUUACCCUUCGAUAUGCCGAAGUUGCGGCGCCGGCUAAGGUUGUCCCAAAAUCAGCAACAUCAGCAGCUGCUACAGCAACAACAGCAACAACAGCAGCAGCAGCAGCAUCAGUUGCAGCAGCACCCAUUCCAGACCAGCACGGCUGCGUCGACAUCGGGCGCCGGUAUGCUGCUGCAGACGAGCACCGAAUCAAGCGGGCUGUCCCAAGCCUCCUCCAGCCUGUCGAUGCGAGACUCCGAUAGCAAGCUGGCACUAGCAGGAGGAUUCUUUAAGCAAAGUUUGACACUAAACCUGAACGAAUGUGGCCAGCGGCCGCCGAAAAAGUUCGGUACGCUCGAUCUUGGCCUGAACCUGGGCACAAACAGGCCAAACGUGGACCUCAUCGAUGCAUCCAUUCCACUCGACCGGCAAGGUUGGUACCAUGGUUCCAUCAGCCGGAUCGAUGCGGAGAAAAUCCUUCGACCACUGUCGGAGGGCAGCUUCCUCGUACGUAACAGCGAAUCAACUCGACAGGAUUAUUCACUCACGCUGAAGAGCGCCAAAGGCUUCAUGCACAUGCGGAUACAGCGGGACGCCGACUCGGGCCAGUUCAUCCUCGGUCAGUUUAGCCGCCCGUUCCCAACGAUACCGGACAUGAUCAGGCACUUCUGCCUGAACCGGCUGCCGGUCCGUGGUGCCGAGCACAUGUGUCUUCUCGAGCCGGUCAUUGCGCAAAUCCUAUGAGCUGCACUAUAAGCGCAGCGCAGGAAGCUGGGAAGGAAGCCGCUUUUACGCGUUUGGUUUUGUAAAUUUGGUGGUGUUUUAGAAAGCAAAAAAAACUGAAAGUUUAAAGCCGAGAGGAGAAGAAGAGAAGAAAACACAAGUAACAGGAUAAUAAGAACAUAAACAUACCGUAGAAAGGGAUUUACUUGCAAACAUACACAUACACACAGCAACAAAAUGCAUAAACAAAAGGUGAAAAGAAGCUAAUUUUGUAAUGCAGCAGCGCAUAACUUUAGGCGUUCUAUCCCUUUUCGUGAAUGUAUAGAGACAUUUCGCCUGCAAGUAUGCAAUUCACUCAGCAGCGUAGCGCCAAUUUUGCACACGCCAAAGGUAGGCUCUCCCUUUCCCAUCGCGGUAGGCGGCUUCGUUUUAAUGGAAAAUAGACCACAGAAAAAGACACAAACAAAAAACACAGUUUUUUAUGAAAAUGCAAAAACCAAACACAGCGCCUGAUAGUCUUCUAGAAAAUGUAGAAGAACGUUAACCUCAUGCAAAAGCAACCCAAAUAACAUGGUAAAGGUACAUGAUUUGCAAAACAAAAUGGUAUGAUUGUGCAGUUUUUUCAAUGCAACGUGCAGUUAACACAAAACACGUGAAAACAUACACAACAAACAGACACACACGCACACAAAUUAGAAAAGCCCGCUCUCGCGGAGAGGGAGAGAGAGAGAGAGAGAGUCCUUUAGAAGCCCGCAGUUUAGGAGCUCUUUUAGCAGCAGAAUUUGUGUACAAAAAAAAAAAAAAUAACGGAGAGAAAAGCAAAAUCCUCAGUUUACCGUAGCAAGAGUGAGAAAGAAAGAGAGAGCGAGAAGUAAGGGUUCGCUUGCUAGGCAGUUUGUGUUUUCAGCAGUUGUUUUUGAGUUUGGUAAGUCUUAUCAUUGGUGACAAUAAUGUAAUUGUUUUGUUCGCGCAAAGCAACGGAACGGCAAUUUUCGUGGUUGGUAAAAGAAGGGUUUGCUGGACAGGACAGAAGGUAGAAAUAUGGAUGCAAUUGGGUGUGCGUGCAAUAUAGUGGCAAAUAGAGAGGCUAUGUAAGUAGAAAGAGAAAAAGAGAGAGAGAGAAAAAACGAUGUAGCCAGAAAUGUGUGUAGAAAUGUCGUUUCAAAUGUUGUGAUACAAGAGGCGGUACUCGUUUUGUUGAUACUAAAAAAAAGAAAAGAAAAGAUAAAAACUCACUGGUUUCCUUCACUUUCACGUUACUAUAAAUAAGUUUACGCUCAGCCCUCGUCCUCUCUAUUACUCCCAUAUCAUCAGGAUGCUAGGGAAGGUAAAUUUAACAGAGAGAAAGUGAAAGAAAGAAUGAGAGAGAGAGAGAGAGGGACGAAAGGCAAAGAUUAAAUCUAACUUAAUCAUUAUUAAACCAAAAACACUUAAUGUAAAUGUAAUCCGAAGCGCUCCCCCAUUUAUAUAGGUUUCGAAGUUGAAAAGAACAAGAAAGAGAGAGAGAGAGAGAAAGAGAAACACACAGUGUGUAGAGAAAAGAAGAAAAAAGGAAAGAAAUGUAAAUCGAAUGCCAAAAAACAACUCUUCCUAUGUUGAAAGGAGCCAGAAGGAUGAACGGUUUUUCUUCCACUUCAUAUAUGUAAAACAGUCGGUGGUGCUAACAUACUCAGCACCUGUUUUGUCUCGUACACAAUUCAAUAAGUUUCUUUUCUUUUUUUAAAUGAAAGUUCGUUAGCGUCUCCACUGUAUGAGGGAAUGUUGUGAGUGCAAAAUACCAGUAGGGAAGAAAAGAGCAGAGCGAAGCAUACAGCUUUUCUGUGCGAAUAGCGGAUGGUAGCGCGAAGGUAGCGGUAGACGAACCCUGCAUUUUUGUGUACUGUAAACGGGUACUAGAGCACCCGGGCUAACUUUCGUAGGCGAGAGAGGGAAGAAGCUGGAUAAAAAAAAAAACGUUACGGUUCCGUUCUAGUGUUGAAUAGUGUGUGCCACCGUAGUAAGUGAGAGAGAGAGAGGGAGAAGGUACUAUUGAAGAACAAAAAAUCCAUAUUUAACACUGAAAGUCAUGUCAGUUAUUAAUCAUUAAAUAGGAGACACGCUAGGGCGUGUGUGUGUGUAUGUGUGUGAAAAGGGGAACUGUGCAUACUAAGGGAGAAAUGGAUCUUCUCCUUUCUGUUUGCAUCGAUUUCAAUUACACGUUGCUGAAUAGCAAGCAGCAGAAGAAGCACAAACACGCAACGCAACGUGAAGUCCCAUUUUUUUGGUCAUAGUUUACAUCAGCAUAGGUCUUUUUUUGUUGUGCAAAUCCUACUUAAGAGAAUCAACUCGCAACAAAAUGACUCAAGUACUUCCUCCUCCAAGAACUCUCUAGGCGCUGCUAGAAAAGGUGUCGUAUUCCUAUUGUAAUAGAAGCAAACACAGAAACACAUACACAUUCUAUUGGUAAGGAUAGAAGCAGCAGUCGUAUAGUUUUACCUACACCUAAGCAUUCGUUUCAAGUGCUGAAAAGCUGAGUAGAGCUAAACCAAAGGGAGAAUCCCAUGAAUGAAGAACAUUACUCUCUCAUUUUCACACCACUCAACACAAAAAAUACACUCAGACACACAGACACACAGACA